AUGGGUCCAGAUCUCAUCCCAGGCUGCGUGCCAACACACUGUGAAGAACAGCUGACAGAUAUCUUCAUGGACCCUCAGCCAAAGCAGAGUGCCAGCUGCUGUAUCAUGAAAUGCUUUGAGAGGCUUCACAUCAGCUCACGCUUCCCAACCAAGCUGGGCCCGCUGCUGUUCACAAACUGUUUCUUAACCAAUCAGGUGACGUUCCGUACGAGGAUCUACCACUGCAACAUCAACAGUCAGGGCGUGAUCUGUCUGGACAUCCUGAAGGACAACUGGAGUCCCGCCCUCACCAUCUCCAAGGUCCUACUGUCCAUCUGCUCCCUGCUCACUGACUGCAACCCAGCUGACCCUCUGGUUGGAAGCAUCGCCACACAGUACCUGACCAACAGAGCUGAGCACGACAGGAUAGCCAAACAGUGGACCAAGCGCUACGCUACAUAGAGCAGCUCCAGGACCCCAGCGCCUCCCCCAACACACACACACACACACACACACCUCCUCUCUUCUGGAAUCUAUGGAAGCACACCUGCCCCUGUCAUCCACCCCCCCAACCCCCGAGAUACAAACUGUUAUUUGUUCCAUGCUGACUUGAAAAGCUUCUUUUUUAUACAAAGAGUCUAUUGGGAUUGUAUUUUCCAAUACACUGAAUGUUGAUAUGGUCAUGAAAAGCUUUAAUACUGUUAUUGUUCUGUUGAUGUUGUUGUUCUUAUUGUUGUGGCAUUGUUUAUAACAUUGUUGCCACCAGUGUCAUUCUCUUUCUCUAAAAGCGCGUGUGAUGAAUUCCUCCCGUUUCAUGUGAUGUAAAAAUGUUCAUACUGAGUGAGUGCAUUUCAUUCUGUUUGUGUUUUCCAGCUCAUGGUCAAUAUUAGUGCAUGGCAUCAGGACAUGUGUUCAUGUAGUGGACACGUAGUCCCGAUAUUUCUGUUCAGGCAGAACUGUGGCAUGGAGUGAGCCCAUCAUCAUGUAUGACAAUAGUGCUUAGUUUGCUGUACACUUAAUGCCUUGUGAGAACAUACAUACUCAUCGAAUACUCAAUAAAACACUGGCUGUCAUGUGACACAGCUUCUCUCA
Molecule: messenger RNA, 1071 nt
Organism: Haplochromis burtoni (Burton's mouthbrooder)
Lineage: Eukaryota; Metazoa; Chordata; Actinopteri; Cichliformes; Cichlidae
Product: ubiquitin-conjugating enzyme E2 E1
Exons: 3
Coding region: 1-441 (146 amino acids)
Biological process (GO): protein polyubiquitination
Cellular component (GO): nucleus
Molecular function (GO): ubiquitin conjugating enzyme activity
Source: RefSeq, a predicted model, not a curated record